AUGGAAAAUUUACCUUCGGAAUUUCUGAUACAAGUAUAUACUUACAAUAAAACCCCCAUUUCACUUAUCCUUGUUAACAAACACAUUUAUAAAUUAUUUACGAGUCCACUUGCAAAAGCCAAAUGGGCUUUAGGAACCUUUGGAAAAACUCAUGCAUUGUUUCAUGCAAUUCGACUGGGAAAAACUUUUAUUACGGUUGAUGUUAUAAAAGCAUUGUUAAAAUUAAAAGCAAAUUUUUCAAGAUACCUUGUGCAAAUAUGUUUUGCGGAAAGAUCGACACAACAGACCGAAUGUAAUGUUCUUUGUGGAAUAUAUCCAAAAAUAUCAUGGUUCUCCGAAAUGUCAUUAGAAGCAUAUAUAACUUUAAUUAACGAGGGUACAUCUAGAUUUGGAACCGAUGCGCAUCUAAAUACAAAUGAUGCCAAAAUGUUUAGUUUUUUGAGCGGUCAAUUACUACCUGAUGAUCAAGCAUCAAUAUUAAUCAAAAAGAAUUUGAAAGUAAUCGAAGACCUAAUUGUGAAUAAAGAAUUUACACCAUUUCCUCCAAGGCCAAAAGUCUCAAAUGACAAGAAAAAUAUUUUAGCAAGAGAUGAUAGUGAAUUUCGCAUGGUUGCAAGAGCCAUCAUAUUAGAACCCAAAAUUUUGCAUAUGUGGAAAAGAAUAGGUUAUGACAUUCGCAAAGAUGUUAAUGAUUUGGUAAUGCAAGGCUGUAUUCUAAAACUUUUACCACGAAAUCCUCCUAUCGGUUGGCAUAAUCCGGAUAAAAAAGAUGUUAUAAACCGAUUGAAUACUUUCAUAAGCAUCGGAUUCAAAUUAACCAAAUCUUCGAUGGUUGAUAUUUUACAUCUUUAUGAAAAUCAACCUAGAAUCUGUGGUUCCAUUUUGAUGGAAUCUUUUCGUGAAGUUAGGAAAGAAUCAAAAUUUGUCACUGAGCAAAAAUGCUUAAUUGAAAUUACUCGGAUUGACAGAAGAAUAAAUUAUAAAGUAUUGGAUUUUUUGAAACAUAAAGGAACGUCAGAAUUAGAAUUUUUAUUUUUAAAAACAUUCAUUUAUCAUUUUUUUACAACAGACAUUAAAAAAGAAUUUGACAAUUUGGAGACUUCAUUUAUUAAAGAUGAACAAGUAAAAUCGUCCAAUAAAAACAACAGCAAUGACAAUCAACAUUUAUUUGUAUAUGAUUUUAAAAAAGAAACUUUUACUGACAUGUUGAAGAAUUACAUAAGUUCAUGUAUCAAAAAACCAACUGAUGGACUUACUCUAAAAAUUUUCCAUUUGAAGAUGUUAAGAAAAUCAAACAACUUAUCCACAUUAAAGCCAUUUUUUGGAAUAUUUUUACCAACCGUUUUUAACAUAAAACCAACAUUUCAAUAUGAACAAAAUUAUAGUAAUCAAUUAGAUCCUGGGAAAUGGUUUCGUGAAUUAGAGAAAGAACACAAUAAUACAUCAAAAGCCACUACUUCUAGUGAUACUUUUAUCAAUUUAUUCAAUAUGUUCUGGAAGCGUAUUAAUGAAGAAACAUCAUUAUUAAACUUGUCAGAAAAGUAG
Molecule: messenger RNA, 1545 nt
Organism: Entrophospora sp. SA101
Lineage: Eukaryota; Fungi; Glomeromycota; Glomeromycetes; Entrophosporales; Entrophosporaceae
Source: the annotation of a GenBank genome assembly